Molecule: messenger RNA, 1255 nt
Organism: Sinocyclocheilus rhinocerous
Lineage: Eukaryota; Metazoa; Chordata; Actinopteri; Cypriniformes; Cyprinidae
Product: craniofacial development protein 1-like
Exons: 8
Coding region: 151-1071 (306 amino acids)
Cellular component (GO): Swr1 complex
Source: RefSeq, a predicted model, not a curated record
UAACAUGCUGGGCUUCUAGUAAGGCAAUUGCACGUUAGCUCCAAGCUAGCUGGUUAGCUACAGCGUUUCAUCUUUUGGUUUCAUGUAGUUGUUAUUGGAGUCUUUGUCUGAUUUAGCAGCUAAUACAGCGCAUCACACAGAGAAAUAAAGAUGAAUUAUUCGGAUUACGACUCGGAUGGUUAUUCUUCAAAUGAAGAUGAAGACUACGUCCCUUCUGAUGAUAACCUGAGCGAGGAUGACAUGAAUGAAUGUGAGAAGGAGGAUGCACUGGAGGUGGAGGGUCACGACACGCAGCAGUCAGAGCAAGUAAAGAAGAAAACUAAAGCAAACAUUCCUAUGAGGAAAAGGAAAAAAGGAGGACUCAAACUAGAAGAAGAUGAUGAAGGUGGUUCAGCAGACCAACAGAAAUGUGAAGAUAAGUCAAAAGAGGAUCAUUUUGUAACUGAGUCACAAGAGGACAUUGAAGAGAAACAUAAGAAGAAAGCAGAUGAUCUUUGGGCUAGUUUUUUGAGUGAUGUUGGCCCUCAACCCAAAGCAGCAGCUCCAAGUACAGACUCUCAGCAGUCCACAUCUACGACUGGUACAGAUAUGCCCAAUAAACCCUUGACAGCGUCUCAGCAGCAGGAGGACAAACCAAAAGAAUCCUCCAAAAUCACAAUCACCAAGGUGUUUGAUUUUGCAGGAGAAGAAGUUCGGGUCACCAAAGAGGUGGACGCAGACUCACGAGAGGCCAAGAGUUUUCUGAAGGAGGAUAAGGUGCUGAAGGAGAAAGCAGAGUCCUCUGAGCCACAGCCAUCCGUAUCGCUCUCAUCUGCAUCCAGUGUGAAGAGGCCAGCGGGCAUGGGGGGCAUCUUGAAUCGCAUUGGGACCAAAAAGCAGAAGAUGAGCACUUUGGAGAAGUCUCAGAUGGACUGGAAUGCCUUUAAAACAGAGGAGGGCAUUGCAGAUGAGCUGGCAAUCCAUAAUCGAGGCAAAGAAGGGUACGUGGAGCGAAAGAACUUCCUAGAGCGAGUGGACCAGCGGCAGUUUGAGUUGGAGAAGAGUGUGCGUCUGAGCAACAUGAAACGGUGACAAGAGAGCAGACAUAUUCACUGAUCAAAACAGACUGUCCCAUGUUCACACACACCCUCCAUACACUCUCAAGAUGUUUUUCUUCUCUAGGAUUUCUUCUCUAGCAAUUCCUCAAAAACCUCAUUUUAUAAUUAACUGAGGUACAUCAGGCACACCUAACCAUUCAAUAAUAGUGCCAUUAAUG